CUCAGUGCCUGAAUUUUGUAUUAUCAUGCUUUUUUGGUGAUAGCAAUGAUAUGACUCUGAUAGAGUGUAGCAGUAAAUAAAAGCGCCUGCAUAUGAUGUCAUACCAAGGGGGAAAGAUCUGAUUCGGUUUGUGUGUGUGUGGGGGGGGAGUGCAGCUGUCAAAAUAUAAAAAGGCCAACAGUAUGCAGAGGAGAAGAGAGAAAAACGACUUGUUGCAAGUUUGAGUGAAAAAACUGUACUAAUGGAGCAAAGGCAAUGCUGAACUUUGCAAUCAUUCAGCACUUCUUUUUGGUCAUGGCUCCAUUUGCAUUAUUAUAAUAAUUAUGGAUGACAAAUCCUCUCAGGAGCUAUUUCGUAUUAUAUCAGCGAAAUUUAACUUUGGGUUACAGGCAUAAGAACGCCGCAAAAAUAUGCCACAUGCACAUACACUUUUUCUCUCGCUCCCACCUCUCGUAAUAUAUCAUUUAAAAAAAUAUGAAGGCUUAUGUUGUCAACCAGUGGCUCAAGGGUCCUGAGGAUCUCGUCCUUUCGACCAAUGUUCCCGAACCCGAGCCCAAGCAGGGCGAAUUACAGAUUGAAGUCAAGGCGAUCGGCCUUAACUUUUUCGAUACCCUCAUGAUUCAAGGCCGUUACCAAAUCAAGCCUCCAUUCCCCUUUGUUCCCGGUGGCGAGUUCGCAGGUGUAGUCAAAAAGUCAACCGUGUCGCAAUACAAGGCUGGCGACAGAGUGUUUGGUUCAGGUUUCUCGUUUGCCGAAGUGAUCACCGUCGAAGCUAGCAAGGUGUUGCCUAUUCCCAAGAACUUUUCAUUUGAACAAGCUGCUGGUUUGUAUAUUACCUGGCCUACGUCGUAUGCUGCCUUGGUCUUGCGCGCUCAGUUGAAGGCCGGUGAAUAUUGUCUUGUGCACGCAGCAGCAGGCGGUGUUGGUAUUGCUGCCGUACAGAUCGCCAAGGCAAUUGGCGCCAAGGUCAUUGCUACUGCUGGAUCGACUGACAAGUUGGAGAUUGCUAAAAAGUUCGGUGCCGACUAUGCCGUCAAUUACCGCGAUAAGGAUUGGACUGAGCAGGUUAAGAAGAUUACCAAUGGUCAUGGUGCUGAUGUCGUCUAUGAUCCCGUUGGUUUGAUUGAACAAAGCACCAAAUGCACGGCAUGGAACGGACGCAUUUUGGUCGUCGGUUUCGCUAAGGGUACCUUUGAGAAGUUGCCCACUAACCGUGUGCUGUUGAAGAACAUUUCUAUUGUCGGUAUCCACUGGGGUGCUUACACCAAGAACGAGCCUGAAAGCAUUCCCAAGGUGUGGGAGGGUCUCUUUGGAUUGUUCGAGUCCGGCCGUGUACAGCCCGCCUUGUAUCACAAGGUGUACAACUUGGCCAAUCUUCCUCAAGGCAUGGACGCCAUCAACAACCGUGAGACUUAUGCCAAAGUUGUUGCUACUGUUGGCGGCCAUGAUAGCAAGAUAUAAAUAAUUGGGUUAUAUCCGCAACUUCCUCUUCUCCUUUGACUUUUCCUUCCCUCUUCUUCUCCCUUCGACACACGCAUACACAUCACUUUGUUUCAGAAAAAGAUGUAUUAAUAAUUUUGCUAUGCAAAAGCCGGGCUAUGCAGCAAUGCCGCGUUAUUUUUCUGUGUUUCUUCAAAUUAAAAUCCGCUAUAUAACGUAUUGUAGAC
Zychaea mexicana is the source of this 1667-nucleotide messenger RNA. RefSeq names its product NAD(P)-binding protein. Bases 475 to 1461 code for a protein of 328 amino acids. The transcript is spliced from 4 exons. Gene Ontology annotation, molecular function: oxidoreductase activity; zinc ion binding. Lineage: Eukaryota; Fungi; Mucoromycota; Mucoromycetes; Mucorales; Lichtheimiaceae. The record is from RefSeq and is a predicted model, not a curated record. Gene Ontology annotation, cellular component: mitochondrion.